Messenger RNA from Protopolystoma xenopodis, 264 nucleotides. The record is from the annotation of a GenBank genome assembly. Lineage: Eukaryota; Metazoa; Platyhelminthes; Monogenea; Polystomatidea; Polystomatidae.
AUGUUUCGCCUUGAAGUCAGCCCGGUCUCAUAUACCCCGGUUGACUUAACCUAUUACUCAUGUCAACAAGGCUGUAUCGUGAUUACGGACCGAAAUUAUGGCAUUGACUCUCCUGCCUCUGCUGUAGCAGCGCCCGGUCCACCUGUACCUGCAAACUCAAACUACCCCACUUGCACUUGGUCCCAAACACACACACACACAAAUACACUCGAAUGUGACACUACCUGUGCUGCCCACCUUUGUGCUGAACCCGGCCAACUUUGA